Megalobrama amblycephala (Wuchang bream) is the source of this 5276-nucleotide messenger RNA. Its product is annotated as mucin-2-like. The coding region runs from base 1 to 4668 and encodes 1555 amino acids. The transcript is spliced from 9 exons. The record is from RefSeq and is a predicted model, not a curated record. NCBI's taxonomy places the organism in Eukaryota, Metazoa, Chordata, Actinopteri, Cypriniformes, Xenocyprididae.
AUGAGAGCACAACUUACAACUGAAACAACUACACCAACCACAACAACAGUAUCAACAUCAGCCACAACAACUGAGAGCACAACAGUUAGUACAUUUGAAACAACUACACCAGCCACAACAAUUGAGAGCACAAGUGUUAGUACAAUUGAAACAACUACACCAACCACAACAACAGUAUCAACAUCAGCCACAACAACUGAGAGCACAACUGUUAGUACAACUGAAACAACUACACCAGCCACAACAACUGAGAGCACAACUGUUACUACAACUGAGACAACUACACCAGCCACAAAAACUGAGAGCACAACUGUUAGUUCAACUGAGACAUCUACACCAGCCACAACAAUUGAGAGCACAACUGUUAGUAAAACUGAAACAACUAGACCAGUCACAACAACAGAAUCAACAUCAGCCACAACAACUGACAGCACAACAGUUAGUACAACUGAAAAAACUACACCAAUCACAACAACUGAGAGCACAACUGUUAGUACAACUGACACAACUACACCAGCCACAACAACUGAGAGCACAACUGUUAGUACAACUCAAACCACUACACCAGCCACAACAACUGAGAGCACAACUGUUAGUACAACUGAAACAACUACACCAGCCACAAUAAUCGAAUCAACAUCAGCCACAACAACUGAGAGCACAACUGUUAGUACAACUGAGAGAACUACACCAGUCACAACAACUGAGAGCACAACAGUUAGUGCAAUUGAAACAACUACACCAACCACAACAACUGAGAGCACAACUGUUAGUACAACUGAAACAACUACACCAAUCACAACAACAGAAUUGACAGUAGCCACAACAACUGAGAGCACAACUGUUAGUACAACUGAAACAACUACAACAAUCACAACAACAGAAUUGACAGCAGUCACAACAACUGAGAGCACAACUGUUAGUACAACUGAAACAACAACACCACCCACAACAACUGAGAGCACAACUGAGACAACAACACCAGCCACAACAAUUGAGAACACAAUUGUUAUUACAACUGAGAUAACUACACCAGCCACAACAACUGAGAGCACAAUUGUUAGUACAACCGAGACAACUACACCAGCCACAACAACUGAGAGCACAACUGUUAGUACAACUGAGACAUCUGCACCAGUCACAACAACUGAGAGCACAAUUGUUAGUACAACUGAGACAACUACACCAGUCACAACAACUGAGAGCACAACUGUUAGUACAACUGAGACAACUACACCAGCCACAACAACUGAGAGCACAACUGUUAGUACAACUGAGACAUCUGCACCAGUCACAACAACUGAGAGCACAAUUGUUAGUACAGCUGAAACAACUACACCAGCACCAACAACUGGGAGCACAACUGUUAUUACAACUGAGACAACUCCACCAGCCACAACAACUGAGAGCACAACUGUUAUUACAACUGAGACAACUACACCAGCCACAUCAACAGAAUCAACAUCAUCCACAACUGAGAGCACAACUGUUAGUACAACUGAGACAACUACACCAGCCACAACAAUUGAGAGCACAACUGUUAGUACAACUAAGACAUCUACACCAGUCACAACAACUGAGAGCACAACUGUUAGUACAAUUGAAACAACUACACCAGUCACAACAACUGAGAGCACAACUGUUAUUACAACUGAGACAACUACACCAGCCACAACAACUGAGAGCAUAACUGUUAGAAUAAAUGAGAUAUCUACACCAGCCACAACAACAGAAUCAACAUCACCCACAACAACUGAGAGUACAACUGUUAAUACUAUUGAAACAACUACACCAGCCACAACAACAGAAUCAACAUCACCCACAACAAAUGAGAACACAACUGUUGGUACAACUGAAACAACUACACCAAGCACAACUUUUAGUACAACUGAGACAACUACACCAGCCACAACAAUUGAGAGCACAACUGUUAGUACAACUGAGACAACUACACCAGCCACAACAGCUGAGAGCACAACUGUUAGUACAACUGAAACAACUACACCAACCACAACAACAUCAGCCACAACAACUGAGAGCACAACAGUUAGUACAACUGAAACAACUACAGCAGCCACAACAACUCAGAGCAUAACUGUUAGUACUACUGAAAUAACAACACUAGCCACAACAACAGAAUCAACAUCAGCCACAACAACUGAGAUCCCAACUGUUAGUACAACUGAAACAACUACAGCAGCCACAACAACUGAGAGCAUAACUGUUAGUACUACUGAAAUAACAACACCAGCCACAACAACAGAAUCAACAUCAGCCACAACAACUGAGAGCACAACUGAUAGUACAACUGAGACAACUACACCAGCCACAGCAACUGAGAGCACAACUGUUAGUACGGCUGAGACAACUACACCAGCCACAGCAACUGAGAGCACAACUGUUAGUACACCUGAGACAACUACACCAACCACAACAACUGAGAGCACAACUGUUAGUACGGCUGAGACAACUACACCAACCACAACAACAGAAUCAACAUCAGCCACAACAACUGAGAGCACAACUGUUAGUACAACUGAAACAACUACACUAGCCACAACAACUGAGAGCACAACUAUUAGUACAACUGAGACAACUACACCAGCCACAGCAACUGAGAGCACAACUGUUAGUACGGCUGAGACAACUACACCAGUCACAGCAACUGAGAGCACAACUGUUAGUAUGGCUGAGACAACUACACCAACCACAAGAACAGAAUCAACAUCAGCCACAACAACUGAGAGCACAACUAUUAGUACAACUGAGACAACUACACCAGCCACAGCAACUGAGAGCACAACUGUUAGUACAACUGAAACAACUACACCAGCCACAACAACUGAAAGCACAACUGUUAGUACGGCUGAGACAACUACACCAACCACAAGAACAGAAUCAACAUUAGCCACAACAACUGAGAGCACAUCUGUUAGUACAGCUGAGACAACUACACCAACCACAACAACAGAAUCAACAUCAGCCACAACAACUGAGAGCAUAACUGUUAGUACAGCUGAGACAACUACACCAACCACAACAACAGAAUCAACAUCAGCCACAACAACUGAACGCACAACUGUUAGCACAACUGAAACAAGAACACCAACCACAACAACUGAGAGCACAACUGUUAGUAGAACUGAAACAUCUACACCAGCCACAAGUGAGAGCACAACUGAAACAACUACACCAUCACCAACAACAACAGAAUCGUCAACAGCCACAACAAUUGAGAGCACAACUGUUAGUACAACUGAAACAACAACACCAGCCAUAACAACAGAAUCAACAUCAGCCACAACAACUGAGAGCCCAACUGUUAGAACAUAUGAAACAACCACACCAACACUCUCACCAGUCACCACAACUUCAUCAUCUUCUUUCAUAACAACUGCAAAUCAUAACGUGCGAGCAAAGCUGGAGUUCCGCUCUGUAGACACAUUCAUAAAUGAACUCAAUAAUACAAACUCUCAAGCUUUCAAGAACAGGGCUCAGCUUGUUAUAGACAUUCUUAAAGCCAUCUAUAUCAAGUAUCCUUCCUUCAUAGAUAUCCUUGUCCUAGGAUUCAGGCCAGGAUCAGUCAUUACCACAACAGAACUAGCUUUCAACUCUUCACAGUCUGUGCCAUCAGACCAUGAUAUCGCAACUUCAUUAUUGAGUAAUACAACAGCUGUCAAGGUCCUGAACAUGAGUUCUAAUUCUGUCAUGGUUAAUGAUAAAGAAUUUACAAUAGUGACAACCUCUACUGCUCCAACAACAGAAACAACUGUAGUCACAACAACUCUUGUUGUAAUAUCCACCAGCAGUUUAGCAGUUACCACUACAGUGCAACCAACAGCUUCUUCAUUGACCUCGACCACUCUCUCCUCAACAGCCUUUGACAGAACAAAUAUUAGUACAGCUGAAAUGUCUACAAGACCAACAACAGCAUUCUCAGCUCUCAUGACAAGUAUCACAAGUGCAGCAAUGAACACAGGACCAAAAUCAACAACUUCUGUUUUUACUUCAUUGACUCCCUCUUCAACUACAUUUAAGACUUCUACUGGAAGUACAACUAGAACAUCAACAAAAUCAUUUGCCUCAACCACUAAUACAACCAGUGCCCCUACCACUAAUACAACCACUGCCUUAACCACUAAUACAACAACAACAACAACAAGACCCUCAACAUCUUCCACUACUAAAGUGACUACAAUUUCAACUACAAAAUUUGUACCCGUGUAUCUAACAGACCUGGUGUUCCGCUCUUUUGACAUAUAUAUUGUUGAACUCAACGAUUCAAAUUCUCAGGCCUUCAAGACAAGGGCUCAGCUUGUCAUAGAACAUCUUGACCGAAUCUACAGAGCCAGAUAUCUUUCCUUCAUCAGAGUGAUUGUCAUAAGUUUCAGCCCAGGGUCAAUCAUCACAAAAACACAACUAGUUUUCAACUCCCGAGAAACUCUCCCAUCAGUUGAAGAGAUUUCAAACACCCUCUUGACAGAAGUAGAAACAGGAGGUGUCGAUCCACUGCACAUAAUUCCUUCAUCAGUUUCAGUCAAUGGUUCAGUUAUUGCUACGACUGUAGCUGCUUUAACUACAGUGUCAAGUGGAUUAAAGAUUGAAUUCAGUCUGCUCCAAACAACAUGGCUCAUUAUUAUGGCAAAAAUAUUAAGGCUUUUCCUAUAGAUCCUUUAACAAUGAAUCAACCAAGGAUGCAAUUUCAGCAAAGCAUGCUCUAAUGAAUUAUACUCGCAAAUUACAUUAUUUACAUAUGUGUAUUAUGCAUUAUUUACUGUUGUAGCAAAAUCUUAAAAUAUGACAAUGGCUAUAUAAAUAGAAGCCUAAAAUUGCAUUGAUUUUCAAGAGCACAAUUUAUAAAGAGAAAAAAUAUUAGAGGUUGUUGAGAUUUAUCAUAUUUUGAUUUUUUUCCCUCACAGUAUUUUUAUAUGUAAUGCUUUUGUUCAGCUGUCUGCAGGUUAAAGACUCAUUAUAGCUCCAUUUUGUCUAGUAUAUGCCAACAUUGCAAUAUCUUAUAUAUUUAAAUAAUCAAAUAAACAUAUUUAUUGAGUUCAUAUAAUCCAAAAUUGUUUGAUAUAAAAUCAUUAUUUUAAAAAUCGAUUAUGUUAAAUGAGAAAGAAAUGAAAAUGAAGAGAUCAUAAAUAUAUGAAGGAUUUAAACACAUACUUUUGUAUGUAUUCGUUUACAUCUAAAGAAAUACAUUUGUAUAUAUCCACAAUGACUGUAAAACAUAAGCUUAUUUAAAAAAAAUGUAUAGUAAAGUAUGUAUAUUUAUG